UGGCUCAGGCAGCUGUCGGCGUGACGACCUCCGCACGGGUUGCCGACGGGAGCUGGAGGGCACCUUUCUGGAUGAGGUGCCCGACGGGGCCGAGCGGGUCCGGCGGCCGCGGCCUGCUCGCCGAUGUGCCUCUGCGGCUGCCUGCAGGGGCUGUGGCCGGCCCGGCGGCCGGGCGCGCCGCAGUUCGCCAGGGGGAGCUCCGCCGAGUUCCUGGACGCGGAGGAUCAAGAGGGGGACUCGGGCGACGAUCACAGGUUCGAGGAGAUGGCGGAGCGCGCCAGGGUGGGCCUGAGCUCCGUGACGACCCGGCUGGGGAGGAGGCUCAGCGGGCUGCAGGCGGGCUUCAGCUCGCGGUCCGCCGACGGGCUCCGGGCGUCCUCCCCUGCGAUCUUCAGCGAGCACGAGUGGUUUAGAAAUACUCUCGCUCGCUUCGAGCUCCUCAACGACGAGCUCCCCGCCGGCCCUGACAGGCCGCAGGUCCCAUGCUGGAGUGAGGGCUCGGGCCGCGGCUUCGAGCUGCGUUCCAGGCACUGGCCACAGGCUCCACCCAAGGCGUGGACGCAGGGUGCAAUGUACAGGACCAUAUCUGCAGACGUCGUGAAGUCCCAGAGUAGCACCAUCUCCCAAGUUAUGGGCAGACUGAUUCAAUCUUCCGACAUCGCUGGUAGCUCCUGGGAGGCUGGCUGCCUGCUGCCCAGACUGCUCUGCUUCGUGGUUCAGCUGCCCUAUGGAGUAUCAGGCUCCAGCGAGGAGGAUCCUGGGUGCAGCGUCGUGACUGUCCAUCAGAUCACGGAGGAGACGCUGGACGCGUUGAAGCAGGACCCUUUACCAAAUCACGUCAAGUUGUUCGCGAACUUCGUCCGCGGGGGUGAGACAAACUUGCCGCAGCACAGCAGAGGUAAGUCGCACACCAGCGGAGUCUUCAAGGCCAUCGCCAGGGUGGGCAACUUCGAGGACCUCCGUCUAAGUAUGUUUAUGCGGCCCGUGGCCAGUAAGUAUAAUGGGACGCCGUGCCUCAUCACAAAGAGUGGCACAGUCUUCAAGGGGCCUUCGGACGAGUGGCUAGAGGUGGACGUUGACGUCCGCAAGUUCUCCGCGGUCGCGCGCCGCAGCCUCUACUCGCUCCAGGGCAGCCUCAAGCAGUGCUCGAUACACUGCGGGUUUACCAUCCAGGCCUGCACGCCUGAAGAGCUUCCAGAGUACAUCGUUGCCGACAGCUGGCUCCACAACAUCGACAUCAUCGAGGGCCCGAGAACCAUCGACGACGAGCGGCCCGUGUUCUGAGCUACAGAAGGAGCAGCGGCGCUUCGAGAGAUCCCACGCCGCCGUCGAGGUGCGGUGAGGGGCGGCGAGGUGUCCAGGUGUGCUGGCGCACACAGCCGCCACCACGCACUGUGGGGUGGGGUGGAGCUUUGGUGGGUGCAACAUCAACGAAACUCAAGGGACUCGACGUCAAUCGACCGUGGCACAGUGCGGUGGCUGAUCUGGAAAGCAGCGCAGCGUGGCCACGGCAUGCUGCUUCUGGUGGACGAAAUCUAGAUCCGCGAGUCGAGCCCCCUCCGCUA
Prorocentrum cordatum is the source of this 1565-nucleotide messenger RNA. The record is from the annotation of a GenBank genome assembly. Lineage: Eukaryota; Dinophyceae; Prorocentrales; Prorocentraceae.